GAGACUGUGACAUUCACACAACACUGUGUCUAUACGGCAGUGUCUAUACCUAGUACUCUGUUAUAUCAUCUAGGGGGAGAUCCCACAUCUUAACAAAUAUCACAGCAUCAACAUUGAGCUGUGUUUUAAGACCUACAUCAUUGGGCAAGACCUAUUUCAACCACAUAACCUUCAAAAUGAAAGAUCAGAUCUGUUAUGAUGACUAUCAGAAGACAGCCAGCUGGCUCCUGUCUCAGACGCAGCACCGGCCCAAAGUGGCCAUCAUCUGUGGCUCCGGACUGGGCAUGCUAGCUGACGCUCUCAAGUGCCAGGACUCCUUCCCCUACUCCGACAUCCCUGGGUUCCCACAGAGCACAGUGCAAGGACACGCUGGGAGACUGGUGUUUGGGGAGCUGAAAGGGAAGACGUGUGUUUGCAUGCAGGGACGUUUCCACAUGUAUGAGGGACACUCACUCUGUAAGACUACCUUUCCCGUGCGGGUAUUUAAGCUCUUGGGGGUGGAGACCCUGAUAGUGACCAAUGCAGCAGGCUCACUGGCAGACAGCUACCAGGUUGGGGACAUCAUGAUCAUCAAAGAUCAUAUCAACUUCCCUGGUCUGGCCGGGCUCAAUCCCCUCAACGGACCCAAUGAUGACAAGUUUGGUCCCCGGUUCCCUCCCAUGUCUGGUGUGUAUGACAAGGACCUGCGGAAGAUAGCCUUUGACCUCUGUAAAAGCAUGGGCGUCUCUCAGUUCGUCCAGGAGGGGGUUUACUGUAUGGUGGGAGGUCCCAAUUUUGAGAGCAUCGCAGAGGCCAGACUCCUUCACAGACUAGGGGUGGACGCUGUGGGAAUGAGCACAGCACCAGAGGUGGUGGUAGCCACCCACUGUGGCAUGAGGGUGUUCGGCCUCUCUCUCAUCACCAACAAGGUGGUGAAGAGCUACAACGACACAGAGUCUGUCAACCACGAAGCUGUACUGGAGGUCAGCAAGCUGCGCUCGCAAACGCUGCAGAUGCUGGUCACAGAGCUGGUCAGCCGGAUGGACAUCAACAACAACACGACUUGAACUGAAGAGAGCAGCAAGAUGCGAAGCUACACCGAAACCUUUCCAAUUCGCUCGUCAUGAUGAAAACAUUCAACAGCGACCCGGCCAAUGGCACCCUAUUCCCUAGUGCACUACUUUUGACCAGAGCCCAUUGCACCCUAUUCCCUAUAAGUAGUGGACUAUUGGGUGCCCGUUUCGGAUGCACAACAAGGAUCCCAAAAAGAUUAGUCAAAAUCACUCAAACUCUUGCAGCUACAGUAGGCCUAUUAUGCAAGCAUGGUGUCCGUGUCAGUGACUUGAAUAUUGCUUGGGUUAAAUCAACAAUAAUGUAAUCUGUUCUGUGUGUAAAUGUACAAAAUUAUUUGUGUAACUUUAUACUUUAUUCAGGGCGGCAGGUAGCCCAGGGGUUAGAGCAUUGGGCCAGUAACUGAAAGGCUGCAAGAUCAAAUCCCCGAGCUGACAAGGUAAAAAUCUGUCAUUCUGCCCCUGAACAAGGCACCGUUCCUAGGCCGUCAUUGUAAAUAAGAAUUUGUUCUUAACUGACUUGCCUAGUUAAAUAAAGGUCAAAUAAAAAUACUCUCAUUUGUAUUUUGUGAUAUCACUACUGAGGUUUAACUGUGGUAUAUUUUGUAUUUGGUGUGAAAAACCGGCACUCUCAAACUGAUAACUUAACUUAUUAUUUUUCAGCUGUAUUAACUAAUCUUUGUGUGCUAAUACUUGUUCACAGAUAAUAAAAGUGAAAGAUUAUAAUGCAGCUCUAUUCAUGAUUAAUUAUUAUGUAUUACAAAUCAAUAUGUCACAUAUUCAGAGAAUUACAUAGAUUCAUAUAAUUGUGCACAUUCAUAUUUAUGUAUUUAUAUGGUGGUUUCAUUCAUGUAAAGUACAAUCUAUUUCAAUUGUAUAUUGUUAGUCAACGUUUGUCUAAUAUUGGGUACGGAUUGCACAGACAAUCAAAUGUUUUAUCAAA
Salvelinus fontinalis (brook trout) is the source of this 1992-nucleotide messenger RNA. RefSeq names its product purine nucleoside phosphorylase-like. The record is from RefSeq and is a predicted model, not a curated record. The transcript has 6 exons. Gene Ontology annotation, cellular component: cytoplasm. Lineage: Eukaryota; Metazoa; Chordata; Actinopteri; Salmoniformes; Salmonidae. Gene Ontology annotation, molecular function: purine-nucleoside phosphorylase activity. Gene Ontology annotation, biological process: nucleoside metabolic process. The coding region runs from base 177 to 1046 and encodes 289 amino acids.